Molecule: messenger RNA, 7148 nt
Organism: Betta splendens (Siamese fighting fish)
Lineage: Eukaryota; Metazoa; Chordata; Actinopteri; Anabantiformes; Osphronemidae
Gene: kif5ab
Product: kinesin family member 5A, b
Exons: 29
Coding region: 620-4012 (1130 amino acids)
Biological process (GO): mitotic spindle organization; microtubule-based movement
Molecular function (GO): microtubule binding; ATP binding; microtubule motor activity
Source: RefSeq, a predicted model, not a curated record
CUGCUAAAAACCCCACGGCUCACCUGAAGCAUCCCAUCAGACGCUCUAUGGACUCACCCCUCAGCCUUUGCGCCAGUUAUUGGAACUUUCAUUAAAGGCAACCAAAGCAGUGCGACGGUUGCAGCAAUAAAGGGCAGAGUUGGAGCUCGUCUACUGGCUCCUCGGUCCCUCUGCUCAGUGGUGCUGAUGAGAGACGCUCCUUCGCCACGCCCCGCCUCCAGUGAGAGAGCAGGGGAUGACAGCGAUGCAAGGCGUGCUUCCGAGGAGCCUGCAGCCUAUCCAGACGCCGCCGACCGGACCAGUGUGGACUAGAGAUUACUCCCGGGCUACAACUCACGGCUCAGCUCGGAGUUCGCUUUGGGGACAUUUUAAACAGGAGUCGCUCCAAAACGAGAUUUCUUUUGUUUUUUUGUUUUGCAUUUGUUUGAUUGAUUUGGCCGUAGUCGCUCCCAAAGUAGUAGUAGUACGUUCGUCCAAAUGUUUCUCCAGCCAGUGAAGUCCUCAUAACCGGUGGUUUUACCGCGCUGGUUUUACUGGGAAACGUUGCACGGGGAAUAUUUUACUCACAUUCAUCUUCUUCAACGUCUUCGUCCAAUUUUCUCCCCCCCCCCCCCCCACAAUGGCUGAUGCGAACGCGGAAUGCAAUAUCAAGGUGUUGUGUCGAUUCCGUCCAUUAAACCAGUCCGAAAUCAUCCGAGGAGAUAAGUUCAUCCCAAUAUUUCAAGGAGAAGACACAGUCAUCCUCGGGGGGAAGGCGUACGCGUUUGACCAGGUGUUCCCCACCAACGCCACGCAGGAGCAGGUCUACAGCUCCUGCGCCAAGCAGAUUGUCAGAGAUGUGCUGGGUGGAUACAACGGGACCAUCUUUGCCUAUGGGCAGACGUCCUCAGGAAAGACACACACCAUGGAGGGGAACCUUCACGACCCCCAGGGAAUGGGGAUCAUACCCAGGAUAGCCGAGGACAUAUUCGAACACAUAUUUGCCAUGGACGAGAACCUAGAAUUCCACAUAAAGGUAUCCUACUUUGAGAUCUAUUUGGAUAAAAUCCGGGACCUGCUCGAUGUGACAAAAACCAACCUGUCAGUGCAUGAGGACAAAUAUAGAGUUCCGUAUGUGAAGGGCUGCACCGAGCGCUUCGUCACGAGCCCCGAGGAGGUGAUGGACGUGAUAGAUGAAGGGAAGGCCAACCGCCACGUCGCCGUCACCAACAUGAACGAGCACAGCUCGCGCAGCCACAGCAUCUUCCUCAUCAGCAUCAAGCAGGAGAACGUGGAGACGGAGCAGAAGCUGAGCGGGAAGCUCUACCUGGUCGACCUCGCUGGCAGCGAGAAGGUCAGUAAGACGGGUGCGGAGGGAGCGGUGCUGGAUGAGGCCAAGAACAUCAACAAGUCUCUGUCGGCCCUGGGGAACGUCAUCUCGGCGCUGGCCGAAGGAACGAAGUCCCACGUGCCGUACCGUGACAGCAAAAUGACUCGCAUCCUCCAGGACUCUCUGGGCGGGAACUGCCGCACCACCAUGUUCAUAUGCUGCUCCCCCUCCAGCUACAACGACGCAGAGACCAAGUCCACCUUGAUGUUCGGCCAGCGUGCCAAGACCAUUAGAAAUACUGUAUCGGUGAAUCUGGAACUCACGGCGGAGCAGUGGAAGAAGAAGUACGAGAAGGAGAAGGAGAAGAACCGGUCAAUGAAAGAGAAUAUUCAGAAACUGGAGGCUGAGCUGAACCGCUGGAGGAACGGUGAGUGUGUUGCUGCGCCGGGUCUGCAGAGUCAGGGGCCGAACGAUGCCCCCUUGCCGUCUCCAGAAGCCAAGGAGCCGCUCCUUGACAUGUGCAGCCCCUGCAGCCCCUGCUCCGUCGCCUCCUCCAUCGUCGUACGCAUCUCGGAGGAGGAGCGUCAGAAGUACGAGGAGGAGAUCUGCAAGCUCUACAAGCAGCUGGAUGACAAGGAUGACGAGAUCAACCACCAGAGCCAGAUGGUGGAGAAGCUGAAGAAGCAGAUGCUCGACCAGGAGGAGCUUCUAGCAUCGUCCAGAGGAGACAGCGAGAAGGUGCAGGCGGAGCUCGGCCGGCUGCAGAGGGAGAACGAGUCCGCCAAGGCGGAGGUGAAGGAGGUGCUCCAGGCCCUGGAGGAGCUGGCUGUGAACUACGACCAAAAGAGCCUGGAGGUGGAGGAGAAGAGCGUGCAGAACAAGCUCCUGGCUGGGGAGCUCUCAAAGAAAAUGGCUCACCUCCUGGGUCUGGAGGCCGAGCUGUCCCGCAUCCAGGAGGUCAGCAGCCACCAGAGGAAACGCAUUGCAGACAUCCUCAAUGGGCUCAUGAGGGACCUGAGCGAGUUCAGCACCAUCGUUGGAAACAAGGACAUCAAGCUGCCCGCGGAGAUGACGGGGGCCGUGGAGGAGGAGUUCACCGUGGCGCGGCUCCACAUCAGCAAGAUAAAGUCGGAGGUGAAGAGCAUGGUGAAGCGCUGCCGCCACCUGGAGAGCCUCCAGACGGAGUGUCACCGCAAGAUGGAGGAGACGGGCCGGGAGCUGUCCUCCUGUCAGCUCCUCGUUUCGCAGCACGAGGCCAAGAUCCGCUCGCUGACGGGCUACACGCAGGACGUGGAGCUGAAGAAGCGGCAGCUGGAGGAGCGCUACGACUCUCUGAGCGAGGAGGUGGCCAAGCUUCGGGCUCAAGAGAACGUGUCACACGUGAGCGGGAGGCAGAAUCACCCCUCCGUCCAGGAUUCCUGCAAUAUAAAGAGGGCUCUGGAGCAGCAGAUGGACUGGCACCGUGAGGCGCACAGCAAACAGCUCGGCCGCCUCCGAGACGAGAUCAAUGAGAAGCAGAGGAUCAUCGACGACUUAACUGACUGUAACCAGAAGCAGCAUCUGGAGCUGGAGCAGCUGCGUGACCAACACCAGCGUCUCAGGAUUCAGGAGCGACACCGGAGCCGGCAGCUGGAGGAGCUGACCUUUCUCCACGAGCGGCACGAGCAGUCAAAGCAGGACCUCAAGGGACUGGAGGAGACGGUUGCUCGUGAGCUCCACACGCUGCACAACCUCCGGAAGCUCUUUGUUCAGGACCUCACGACUCGAGUUAGAAAAAGCGCGGAGAUGGAGCCUGACGACACCGGAGGAUACAUCACCCAGAAGCAGAAGAUUUCCUUUCUGGAGAACAACCUGGACCAGCUCACCAAGGUUCACAAGCAGCUGGUGCGCGACAACGCGGACCUCCGCUGCGAGCUGCCGAAGCUGGAGAAGCGCCUGCGCUCCACGGCCGAGCGGGUCAAGGCGCUGGAGGGGGCGCUGAAGGAGGCCAAGGAGGGGGCCAUGAAGGACCGCCACCGCUACCAGCAGGAGGUGGAGCGGAUCAAAGACGUGAUGAGGGCGCGCCACCCGUUCCGCCGGCCGCACGCGGCUCAGAUAGCCAAGCCCGUGCGUCCGGGCCACUACCCGGCCUGCUCUCCCACCAGCCCCCUCUUCAUCCGCGGCUACGGCGAGCACGCGGCUGCCCUCUGCAAAGCCGCCUUCCACAACAGCAACAGCCAGGGGGCGGCGCCCGCAGCGCCCGCAGCGCCCGCAGAACCCGCAGCGCCCGCAGAACCCGCAGAACCCGCAGCGCCCGCAGAACCCGGGAGCCGGAAGCGCAUCCCGACGGAGGCCGACUCCAACCAGAACGGCGCACACGACACCGACGUAGAGAACAACACGCUUUCGGCUGAACCAACAAACCAAGGGUCCGACACCACAGACGAGAUGCUCGAUUCAGAAAAUGGUACAGUAUCACACCGGCGAGGCCUCGAGGACGCUGCUCCUUCUGCGUCUCCGCCGGCUUUACUUUACACCCGCGUCCGUGACAAAUCCACCGCUUCCACCGCCUCGCCCUUCACACCUGCACCUGCCUGCCUCCUCAUGCACCUUUCUCUGCCCACAGGUAACACCACCGAUAUCAAUGACAACAGAACUGACGUCUGUGACAAUCAGGACCCAGCGAAGCUCUACUGCCUGCGUGCAGAGGCAUCAGCCAGCUAAUAGUCCUGACCAGGCUGACGCUCUUUCCGAGGCUUCCUCUGUAAAUCUGCAUGCAGUCGAGCACCGUCCCCCCAGACCUCCCCCGCUCCUCCUCCCUCACCUGCUGUGACCAGACCCCCAUCCCGUGUCCUUCUGUUCCCCCUGCUUGCUCCUCUUCCGUCCUCCCUCCGUCCUCUUGCUCUGACGUGUUGGUGUCAGUUUGACGAGCACUGUAGAUCUGACGCCUCGUCCGGCAGCUUACCUCUAAUUUGCUGCUGCGGCCACUUUCCCAUCACUCUGAAACACUAAAAGGGACCAAAAAUGGAGAGGUGCUGAAGAAUGUGUGCAGUACUGCAGGUAACCACUAGUUUGCGCUGUUGGGCUCACUGACAGAAUCACUGACCAUUUGAUGAAUCGCUUCAUGUUUCUACUUCCCCUUCUUUGUUCUUCCUCUGGUUUGUUUUUCUGGCCACUUAUUUCCCAUCUUUAACCUAAGCUAUGUGACAGGCUGAGAGUGUAUAACUGGAAAUGUAAACAGCAAUACUUCCAUCUGUUUCUUAUUAUAGAGGAUAUGAAUAUGACGUCAGAAUGCAAUUAUCAGACAGACAGUGGAUGCAUGUUCUGUGAGGAUCUCACACCAGCUGCCUUUAAUUCCAGCUGGUGCUGUAUGUUGAUGAGCUGUGAGAAGUGAUAAUCCAUUUCAGUCCAAAUGAUCAAGGACUGCUCUACUGGGGAAGUGAUCAAUGCGCAGGCUCUCUGUUCUUCCACUUUCCAUGACCGAGUCUGUUUCUACCGAAGAUGCAAAUGUUCCCACAAACAUGAAACCUGCACUUUACCUUUUAAAGUGAGCUUUGAAACGCACUGCAGAUGAAUGGAUCACUUCUGUCCAUCACAUCCUGUAAUUGCAGUAUGAAAUUUUAGAAAGGCAUAUGUAGUCAUGGUAACAGUGCAGCUGAUUAUUGCUCACAUUCGGGCCACUGUUGCCACGUAGGCAGGUAAAGCAACUCACAAUGAACAGACCAACUAAAAUGCAAAACACUGGCCAAGCCCUGAUUAGGAUUUGUCUCAUCUCAACCUAUUUCCUGAUAACAAAAAAGGUGGAAAAGGUGACUACACAUAUACAUUUACAGUAUGUAGACCCUGAAUGAGCACAUGAUGGGAAUGUUUUGUACUUUGGUACCUUUGCAGGGUGUUGUAUAUUUCAGACACCUACAUCCCAUAUUUCCAUGUCAUCUGCAUAUAAUGUAAAUGGUGAAUGGUUCUCGAUGCCUCGGUUUGUUCUGGUAUGAAGCACAGGACAAAGCUGAACCGAAUUUACCCAAUGAGGAAGUGGGAACCGCUGUCUGAAAUAGAACGAUCAAAUAUUCAGUGGUUAACUGCAGCUGCAGCAGCAUGUCUUGCCUUUUGGGUCGCACCAUGUUGUCUGACAAGCACCUUCUUCUGCACACAAACUAGAGGCGAACUUGUGAAUGUUGACUACGUUUUGGUAAAAGACUUUAAACCUGUAAAUGAUCCCUAAGAGGACGAUCAUAUGUGAGCUGGGCCGUCAUUGUUGUCAUCCAAGAGCAUGGCAGAGUAAAAAAGAAGUGUGUAGCAACUAUUUUUAUACUGCAAAUUCAAGUUAAAUAAAUAUAUAUUACUCAUCCUUUGCUGUAGUUAAGAUGGGUUUUCAUUAGAUAUUUAUUUACUGUGUAGCAGCUGCUGAGUGUGAAGCAUGUUUCCAUGGUUAAAUGUGUCAUGUGUGUCUUAUGCUGCUGAAUGUCAGUGUUCGUUGCUCAUUCCGUCACUGAAUGAAAUCAUUUAAAACUGAAGUGUGUUCAUGAACGAGCUCCCGACUGAAGCCAAAGCUCUGACCGUGCACUCACGCAGCGGUUCUUGCUCUAUAGUAGCCUCUAAACUCGAUGGAGUUUAACCUGGUGAACCCAGGUUUACUGUAGGUUAUCAGGACCUGAUGCAGCUCCGUCUUAGCGCACGCAGAUACAGAAGCACCUCGUCAGCCAAUGAGCCGUCCGUCCUUUGACCCCGAGCUACAGAUUUAAGUUGGGUGCAGCCCGAGUUAUCUCAGCAGAUAAGUUGAUUGAGUGACUGUCCGGGACAUUGAUGUCAGUCGCUCCACGCCGCCUCUCCAUGUUGACCUCCUGAUCAGCCAGUCAGGAUGAAAGAGUCAAGGGUGACAGUGGAGGGACCAAGGCUUGGUAUGUUUGUAUGGCAUUCAAUACAGCGUGUAGAUUUAGGGGAAGAAGUAAAACUCUAUAUUGAGCAUUAUCUCAUUUAAACAAAUCAGUUCUGUAUCUGACAGACAGAUGUAACAGAUAGUACACAGGUCAGUAUAUGUUCCUCUGCAUAUGCAAGACCAUGCAAAUUUGUGAUUAACCUAUAGUAAAUUAAAUGCCAGAUGUGAAUUUGUUUUAACUACUCAAGGUUGGAACAUUUCUAAUAUUUUAACAUCAGACUUAAAACAUUCCUCUUUACCAGUAAUUCACUAAACACCAAAUAACUUUGUUUUGUAUCUGCAUUUGUUUUUAUCACAGCAAAGCUGGUGCAGGCUUUAAUUCAGUAGCUUAGAUUUUGUUAUUUGCUAAAUGACCACCACCAUGUUUUGUCACUGUGUUGCAGCUUAUUAUAAACUGAUGAUCCAUUUGUUAUUGUUUCUUUUAACAAUUGUGUAAGUGUCCAAUGCAGCAGCUGUUCAGUUUGACUGUCUCUAAACCGUAAAAGAAAGGCCGCUGAACUUCAGAGACCUCCACGUUAUCACUGGAGCUGUGUUUUGAUAACCUGUCGAAACCACGUGUUGAAUGUGAAAGACCUCUUUUCUGUUGUGACAUGUAAAUAGAUGUUCUCCUGACAUGCACUGUGGUUGUAUACGGAGAUGUAAAUGUUUGAAUGACUGAGUUAUUUUCUAAAUGAUGUGUCUAAUUGUUCCAUUUGUCUAAUUUGUAAUUGUACCUGAAACUAUUCUGGGAGGUCAAAUAGCCAAAAUAUGCAAAAAUGACUCUGUGGUUAAAAAAGAAAGAUGGGGGAAAAUUGUUUGUACAAUUGUGUAUUUGUUUCUAGUGUGUGAUGUAGUGCAUGCAGUACUCUCUUCUGUAGCUGCUGAGAAACGGUACUGUUCAUUUCAAUUCAAUUCAUUUCAAUAAAGAAGUGCAAGAAAAGUUCA